AUGGCAACAAAUAUUGACCUUCAUAACCAAGAUAUAUUCGAAAACGCCAGCAGUAAUGCACGAUCAAUUUCGAAUUUUGAUAAUUCUCAACUGCAUGAACAACCAGAAGACGCGAAAGUAACAACCAUGUUUGACAUUAUAACAAUUCCUAUUCAAGGAAUGACUUGUGAUUCCUGCGUAAAUUCUAUAAUAAAGGUGGUUUCUUCGUUAGGAGUCGUAAAAAUAAAUGUUAGUUUAGAAAAAAAUGAAGCAACAGUAGCUUAUGAUUCUAGUAAAACCACAAAAACAGAUAUUAUUAAGGCAAUAGAAAAUUGUGGUUAUGAAACGCAAACUCCUGUAGAGGCUCAAAACAACCAUGCCACUAUUGGUUUGUCAAUAAAAGGAAUGAGUUGCAAAUCUUGCGAAAAUUCGGUCACCUCUGCGUUAAAUUCGACACCCGGCGUUAUUAAUAUUUGUGUAAGUCUUGAGAAUAGAUGCGCCAUAAUAAAAUAUGACACUUCUGUAUUAGACGAAGGUAAUAUUAUUAAAGUCAUUGAAGACUGUGAUUAUGAAGUUAUCGCCGGUGGUUGUGAAAUCUCUGAAGAGACGGCAGAGACUGCAUCUCUUGCAAGUAUUUCUCAUAAUGAUCGAUCAGUUAACAAUGCUUCUGCACUUUCAUCGGUUGAAACCCACGAAUUCGAUCCUAAUCAACUUCGAACAUGUCAUAUUCAAGUGCACGGAAUGAGUUGCGCUUCAUGUGUAAGUAGCAUUGAAAGAGUAGUUCGAAAUGCACCAGGAAUAGUAUCCAUUGAAGUUUCUUUACUCGUUGAGCAUGCAACUGUAGAAUAUGAUCCUGCUGUUAUAAAUGAAGAUGAAAUAGUAAACAUGAUUAAUGAUAUUGGGUUUGAAGCGUCUCUUAUUCAACCAAGACGUCAAGAUACUGUGGAAUUUCGAGUUCAUGGAAUGAAUGCUCCAGAUGAUGCUAGUAGAAUUGAAAAUGGCUUAAAAGAAAUUCCCGGUGUCAUUCAUGCCUCAGUUGAUUUUAUCAGUAACAUUGCCAUUAUAAAAUUUGAUAACGAUGUUUUAGGAAUUAGAGAAUUAGUCUUUGAAAUUAAAAAUAUUGGAUUCGAUGCAAUUAUAAACGAUGACACAAAUAACGCACAAUUAGAAUCAUUAUCUCGCACUAAAGAAAUCAUUGCAUGUCGUAAAUCAUUCUAUUGGUCACUUUUAUUUGCUAUACCAGUCUUUAUAAUUUGCAUGGUUAUGCCACAAUUUGAAUGGGGGUCAGAGUUGAAUAAUCUUCAGUUAAUAGAAGGACUUUAUUAUAGUGACCUCAUUUCACUUGUGUUGACUAUACCAGUUCAAUUUGGAAUUGGUAAAAAAUUUUAUGUUUUAUCAUUUAAAGCUCUAAAACAUAAAUCAGCGACCAUGGAUGUAUUAGUAGUCAUCGGAACAUCUGCUGCAUUUUUUUAUUCAUGUUUUAUCAUGUUUGUUAUGUUCUUUUAUCAAAUUGAAAGACAACCUGUUUUUUAUGAUACAUCGACCAUGUUGAUUACUUUUGUGUUACUAGGUCGAUAUUUAGAAAACAAGGCUAAAGGUCAAACUUCAACAGCAUUAUCGAAACUAAUGUCACUUACACCUUCAAACGCCACAAUUCUUAUCAAAAACAUUGAAACCGGUGUAACUAUUGAAGAAAGAUCUAUCCCUACUGAGUUAUUACAAGUUGGGGAUAUCGUUAAAAUUAUUCCAGGAGAUAAGAUUCCUGCCGAUGGUAUUGUAUUAUCCGGACAAUCAACGGUUGAUGAAUCCAUGGUAACAGGUGAAGCAUUACCCAUAAAGAAACGUCAAAAUGAUUCAGUGAUCGGUGGAACAGUUAAUGGUUCAGGAACAUUCGAAAUGAGAAUUACGCAUGCAGGAAACGAUACUGCAUUGGCACAAAUAGUAAAACUUGUAAAAGAAGCGCAAACUUCAAAAGCACCAAUACAAGAACUUGCAGAUACUGUAGCUGGAUAUUUUGUGCCCGUAGUUAUAACAUUGGGUGUUCUAACAUUUGUCACUUGGAUGAUUCUUUCAAAAAUUUUAGAUCCACCUCCAGACAUUUUUAAUAAUGAAAAUGACCGUUUAGUAAUGUGUCUUAAACUUAGCAUUUCUGUAAUUGUAGUUGCAUGUCCAUGCGCUUUGGGACUUAGUACACCAACUGCUGUAAUGGUUGGAACUGGAGUCGGAGCUCAGAAUGGAAUAUUAAUUAAAGGUGGUAGUUCACUUGAAUCCGGAUAUAAAGUUAAUCAAGUAAUCUUUGAUAAGACCGGGACUUUAACCAAAGGUCAACUAGACGUAGCACACUUUGAACUUUUAACAGAUAACCUAGAAAUAACAAAAGAAACAUUCUUUGCCAUCGUUGGUGCUGCAGAAACAUUUAGCGAACAUCCUUAUGGAAAGGCAAUUGUAACUUUUGGAAAACAGCUUUUAGAAAUAGAUAAUUAUGAUGCUGAAAUUAAUGAUUUCGAAGCAAUCACUGGACAAGGUAUAAAAUGCAAUGUUAUCCUAAACACUUCAUACUCUGAAGUACCACCAAUAACAAACGUCACGAGCACUGUAGGCAAACCUUUUAAAGUCUUGGUCGGAAAUCUUAAAUUAAUUUCCGAAGAACAUCAAAUAAUGAUUCCACCUUCAGUCAUAGACAUCGAAGAGAGACAUGAAUCUCUUGGACGUACGGUUGUCUUUGUAACGAUUAAUGAUGAGUUAGCGGGGCUCAUAUGUCUUUCUGAUACAAUUAAACCAGAAGCUAAACUUGCGGUCGCUGCAUUGCACAAAAUGGGUAUAGGAGUUACAAUGGUCACGGGUGAUCGGUUGUUAACAGCUCAAUCAAUAGCAAACCAGUGUGGCAUUACUAACAUUCGUGCUGGUGUAUCUCCUAAAGGUAAAACGCUCAUUGUUAAGUCCCUUCAACAAGAAAGACCUGGUAAUGUGGUUGCGAUGGUUGGAGAUGGAAUAAAUGAUUCCCCUGCAUUAGCAGCAGCUGAUGUAGGAAUUGCUCUUUGUUCAGGAACAGAUGUCGCUAUCGAGGCUGCAGACAUGGUUCUUAUGAGAUCAGAUCUUUUAGAUGUUGUAGCUGCAUUAGACUUGUCGCGUACAAUUUUCCGUAGGAUUAGACUAAAUUAUGUGUGGGCUUCUCUGUACAAUGUUCUUGGAAUUCCUAUAGCUAUGGGUGUCUUUAUUCCAUGGGGAAUAUAUUUACAUCCAAUGAUGGCAGGAACUGCUAUGGUUUUUUCGAGUGUUAGUGUUGUAUGUUCUAGCUUGAUGCUCAGGUGGUGGACUAAACCUGUAUGGGUAAACACUAGAAAAGGUGUAAAGAAACUUAAUGCUGGAAAUCGAUUUGUGAUUGGAAUAAAAAACCUUUUUAGAUCGAAGAGCACUACACUAGAUGAACUUGGAUACACGCGUUUGUCAGGAGCCAAUUGA
This is a messenger RNA of Cetraspora pellucida, 3441 nucleotides long. The record is from the annotation of a GenBank genome assembly. NCBI's taxonomy places the organism in Eukaryota, Fungi, Glomeromycota, Glomeromycetes, Diversisporales, Gigasporaceae.